This is a messenger RNA of Malania oleifera, 2798 nucleotides long. RefSeq names its product adagio protein 1. Bases 296 to 2128 code for a protein of 610 amino acids. Gene Ontology annotation, biological process: response to blue light; circadian rhythm. Gene Ontology annotation, molecular function: protein binding. NCBI's taxonomy places the organism in Eukaryota, Viridiplantae, Streptophyta, Magnoliopsida, Santalales, Ximeniaceae. The record is from RefSeq and is a predicted model, not a curated record. Gene Ontology annotation, cellular component: cytosol; SCF ubiquitin ligase complex; nucleus. The transcript is spliced from 3 exons.
GGUUGCCGGUAAGUCUUGGCCCAGAUCUUUGCUCACCCACGCAAGCCCCAAGCCCGUGCGGACACCCACAGCUUGUCCUUCUCUUUCCGUCCUUCUCUAAUCGUUCCCUUGCUAAUUCGCUGAACAUUGCCGUCCACUCGUUCUCUCUGAACCCUCGCUGCUCAUAUUUUCCCUAACGCUCACUUUCGCUCUCUCCCCCUCCACCAGACCCCCAGUUUUCGAAAACCCUAGCGCACGCUUACAGAUACUCGCUGUUAGCUCGCUUGAGGUGAUGGGUUGAAGGCACAACGAUACCAUGGAGUGGGACAGCAAUUCGGAUUUGAGCGGGGACGAGGAAGAUGGAUUCCUGCUGAAUGACGGGGGGCCACUGCCCUUCCCGGUGGAGAACCUCCUCCAGACCGCUCCUUGCGGGUUUGUAGUCACUGAUGCUUUGGAGCCAGACCAUCCAAUUAUAUACGUUAAUACUGUGUUUGAAAUGGUCACGGGUUACCGGGCUGAGGAAGUCCUCGGUCGCAAUUGCCGUUUCUUGCAAUGUAGAGGUCCAUUUGCUAAAAGAAGGCAUCCAUUAGUGGACUCCACAGUAGUUUCAGAAAUAAGAAGAUGCCUUGAGGAUGGGGUUGAAUUCCAGGGUGAUCUGUUAAAUUUUAGGAAAGAUGGAUCUCCAUUGAUGAACAGAUUGCGGAUGACCCCUAUUUAUGGAGAGGAUGAAACAAUUACUCAUUAUAUUGGUAUCCAGUUCUAUACUGAAGCAAAUCUUGAUUUGGGUCCACUACCUGGAUCCUCAGCAAAGGAAUCUACAAGGUCUUUGGAUCUAUUUCACUCUGGUCUUUCCUCUUACAGUUCAGUGCCAGCUGGAAACCGAAAUAUUUGUCGUGGGGUUUGUGGGAUUUUACAAUUGAGUGACGAGGUAUUGGCUCUAAAGAUACUUUCACGUUUGACACCGAGAGAUAUUGCCUCUGUUGGCUCUGUUUGUAGGCGACUUUAUGAGUUAACUAAGAAUGAGGAUCUCUGGAGAAUGGUCUGCCAAAAUGCAUGGGGUAGCGAGACAACUCGUGUACUAGAGACGGUUCCAGGGGCAAAGAGGCUUGGAUGGGGUCGGCUGGCAAGGGAAUUGACCACUCUUGAAGCAGCCACAUGGAGGAAGCUAACUGUUGGCGGUGCUGUUGAGCCCUCUCGCUGCAAUUUCAGUGCUUGUGCAGUUGGUAACCGGGUUGUCCUUUUUGGUGGGGAAGGGGUAAAUAUGCAACCAAUGAAUGACACGUUUGUAUUAGACCUGAACUCUAGUAACCCAGAGUGGCAACAUGUCAAAGUGAGCUCCCCACCACCUGGUCGAUGGGGUCACACACUUUCUUGCAUAAAUGGGUCUCAUUUGGUUGUGUUUGGGGGUUGUGGACGGCAGGGCUUGCUUAAUGACGUCUUUGUGUUGGAUUUGGAUGCCAAGCAUCCAACUUGGCGAGAAAUUUCAGGAGUGGCCCCUCCACUUCCAAGAUCAUGGCACAGUUCAUGCACCCUUGAUGGUACCAAGUUGAUAGUUUCUGGUGGCUGUGCAGAUUCUGGAGUACUUCUUAGUGACACUUUUCUGCUUGAUCUCUCAAUGGAGAAACCAGUAUGGAGAGAGAUACCAGUGGCCUGGACCCCACCGUCUCGAUUGGGGCAUACACUGUCUGUUUAUGGUGGUAAGAAAAUUUUAAUGUUUGGUGGUUUGGCCAAGAGUGGGCCUCUUCGGUUUCGUUCAAGUGAUGUGUUCACGAUGGAUCUUAGUGAGGAAGAACCAUGUUGGAGAUGUGUAACUGGCAAUGGAAUGCCUGGUGCUGGAAAUCCGGGAGGCAUGGCUCCUCCUCCUAGACUUGAUCAUGUUGCUGUGAGCCUUCCAGGUGGCAGAAUCCUGAUCUUUGGUGGGUCUGUAGCUGGUCUUCAUUCAGCCUCACAGCUUUAUCUUCUUGACCCAACAGAUGAGAAGCCAACGUGGAGGAUAUUGAAUGUUCCUGGGCGACCCCCAAGGUUUGCUUGGGGACAUAGUACGUGCAUUGUUGGCGGAACAAGGGCUAUUGUUCUUGGUGGUCAAACAGGGGAGGAGUGGAUGCUAAGUGAACUCCAUGAGCUGUCUUUGGCUAGUUCUGUCAUCUAAAUUAGGUGAAAUGCAAUCUAAGUUCUAGCAAAGGAAUUGCUAGUUAUGUAGCCCAUGACAGAAAAUUAUACUGAGAAACAUAAUCAUAGGAGGGAGUUGCAUCACAAAACUCUAGGCAGGUAACUUCUCUGAUGACACUUUAACCGGAGGUGCUUCAUGAUGCAUUUUCUUGUACGAGGUAUUAUUGGUUCGGGAUGAACUUUCAACGGGUGACUUGAAUCCGUAUUUAUUUUUGUGAGGUUUGUAUGACCAUCCUUCAGUUUGUACUAUGGAUGAUUUCCAUUAGGUUUGUAGUUCAUAUGGGCAGGUAUUGUAUCUGUAGGUGAAGUUUAUUUCUUCCCCCUGCCCCCAAUUCCCUUCUCUUUGUGCCCCGACCAAAAAGGAGAAAAAAAAAAGUCCUCAGUGAAGCAUGUGUUCCUUUGCUUCAUAUUCUGUAAUUUCGAAAGAGAAAAGGUAUGUAUAUAGUGAGAGACAGAUGUUAGUCUUUCUGUUGUGAUGGAGGCAUUUGGUCACCUAUUGCUUAUUAUGGCAUCUCAUUAGAUUAAAGUUUUUGUUAUCAAAGUGACAGGCAGGACAAGAACCUGUGAAACCCCAUUUGUGCAGUACAUGGCAAUGCCUAUUUGUAGCCCUUUGAUAAAAUUUUCCUGGCAACGAAUUGUUUGCUUGUCUA